This is a messenger RNA of Malania oleifera, 3532 nucleotides long. Its product is annotated as DNA repair endonuclease UVH1. The transcript is spliced from 9 exons. Gene Ontology annotation, molecular function: damaged DNA binding; single-stranded DNA binding; single-stranded DNA endonuclease activity. Gene Ontology annotation, biological process: resolution of meiotic recombination intermediates; nucleotide-excision repair involved in interstrand cross-link repair; double-strand break repair via homologous recombination. Lineage: Eukaryota; Viridiplantae; Streptophyta; Magnoliopsida; Santalales; Ximeniaceae. Gene Ontology annotation, cellular component: nucleotide-excision repair factor 1 complex. Bases 271 to 3222 code for a protein of 983 amino acids. The record is from RefSeq and is a predicted model, not a curated record.
CUCAUCCUACACUCUAUGAUUGGCUUUAUAUUUCUUUCCCUAAUGCAAUGUUUAACCAAAAAAAUAAAAAAAAAUUCAAAAUUUCAAAAGCCCAUCGACUCCCAAACGACUAGUAUAGAUUUAAAUAUUCAAAUAAUUAUUGGAAGCAACUCCCACAAUUAACCUUCAACGACUCGCCCCAACCUGCACUCUCUCCUUCUUCCCGCCGCGCGCGCGCGAGAGAGAGCAGAUAAAUCUAGAGAGAGAACAGAAAGGAAAAGAGGGAAAAAAAUGGUACAGUUCCACGAACACAUAAUCUCAGAGCUCCUCGAGGACGCCAAUGGCGGACUCCUCGUCCUCUCAUCCGGUCUCUCUCUCCACAAACUCAUCUCCUCCCUCCUCUCUCUCCACUCCCCCUCACAAGGCUCCCUCCUCCUCCUCUCCGCCUCCCCCUCCCAGAAAUCGUCUAUCCUGGCCUCCCUCCCCGACCCCCAAGCCCCUCCUUCCCAAAACCCUAACCCUAGUUUUCCCUCCGAGAUCACCUCCGAGCUCCCUGCCCACCAUCGUCACUCGCUUUACACGUCUGGCGGUGUCUUCUUCAUCACCUCGCGCAUUCUUAUAGUGGAUCUGCUCACUUCGAGGCUGCCGACCUCGAGCGUUGCCGGCCUUGUGAUUCUCAACGCGCACGCGCUUUCCGAUACUUCCACGGAGGCGUUCAUUGUGCGGAUCUUGCGGUCGUUGAAUCGGACGGCGUACGUUAGGGCUUUCUCGGACAAGCCGCACGCGAUGGUGUCGGGGUUCGCGAAGGCGGAGAGGAUCAUGAAGUGUUUGUUCGUGCGGAGGUUGCAUCUGUGGCCGAGGUUUCAGGUCUACGUUUCGCAGGAGCUGGAGAGGGACCCGCCGGUGGUGGUGGACAUUAGGGUUUCGAUGUCGCCGAUGAUGAAGGGGAUUCAGAAGGCCAUAAUUGAAGUUAUGGGCGCUUGUUUGAAGGAGAUGAGAAAGACGAACAAGGUAGAUGUGGAGGAUCUGACGGUUGAAAAUGGGCUGUUUAAGUCCUUCGAUGAGAUUGUGCGGCGGCAAUUGGAUCCAAUUUGGCAUACAUUGGGGAAGAAGACGAAGCAGCUUGUGUCUGACCUAAGGACAUUGAGAAAAUUGCUGGAUUAUCUUGUGAGAUAUGAUGCUGUGACUUAUUUGAAGUAUUUAGAUAGUUUGAGAGCAUCCGAGAGUUUCCGUUCUGUGUGGAUAUUUGCAGAAUCAAGUUAUAAGAUAUUUGAGUAUGCAAAGAAGCGGGUUUAUUAUUUUGGUAGGCCCGAUGGCGUGAACUUGGGAGGACAGGGUAACAAUUUGGCAGGCAACAAAAGAAAACUUAAGGACCGCAAUAAUGAGAAAGUAGCAAAUGACGAAUCUCUGCCUACAAAUACGGCCAGUGGAGUUGUUCUAGAGGAAGUUCUAGAGGAGGCACCGAAGUGGAAGCUGUUGCGAGAGAUUCUUGAGGAGAUAAAAGAAGAAAGGGAAAAAAAAGCUUGGUCGAGUGAAGAACUUGCAGCUAAAGAUCAGGGAGAUGAUAGGAGCAUUGUUUUAGUGGCAUGCAAAGAUGAACGCUCUUGCAUGCAGCUUGAGGAUUGUAUUCUAAAUGGCACGCAGAAGGUUAUGCGGGGUGAGUGGGAGAAGUAUUUGCUGAGCAAAGUGGAGCUGCAAGGUUUACAAAAGCGUCAGAAGAAGAAGCCAAAGGAUCAUAAAGGUUUUGGAAUACUCAAUGGAGUGGCUCCAACAACAUCAGGACAGAGUGUAGAAAGUACGAGCAUGAGUAAGCUUGAAAACGAAGCGCUGCUGGCAGCUGCAUUAGAAAUAAAUAAGCUAGUAAUAAGGGAUUCUGUUGUUGAAGAUGAUCCUCAACCUCGUGCUAACCAUAGAGAACGUGGAAGAGGAAGGGGAAAAGGAGCAGCUAAACGAACAUCUUUGAAAAAGAAUAUCAGUUCAACAGUAAAUGAUAAAUCAGAAGCAUCGGGUUCUGCCAAUGAAGGCCAAGAAAAUAAAAUAGAUCCAGUGGUUGCUGGUGGUUCUGUUGAAGGUGCGCUUAGAGGCACAUCCAUAGAUAGAGUUCUUCGGAAGCACACUGAAAAGGUUGAUCAUACGCUGCUUGGAAGAAAUUUGAAGCAACUGCCACCGGUUCACUUUUAUGCAUUGGAAAGUGAUCGACAUGUGCUUGACAUUCUGAAGCCCUCUGUGAUUAUUGUUUACCAUCCAGACAUGACUUUUGUCAGGGAAAUUGAAAUUUAUAAAGCUGAAAAUCCUUCAAUAAAUUUAAAAGUAUAUUUUCUCUUCUAUGAAGAUUCAACAGAGGUGCAAAAGUUUGAGGCAAGUAUACGCAGGGAAAAUGGAGCAUUUGAAUCAUUGAUCAGGCAGAAAUCAUUGAUGAUGAUUCCCGUUGAUCAGGAUGGACGUUGUCUGGGAAUGAAUUCAACCAUGGAGCCACAAGGUAUUGCUUCCCAAAACUCAGUAACCAGAAAAGCAGGUGGAAGAAAAGAAGCUGAGAAAGAAAUGCAGGUCAUAGUGGACAUGAGGGAGUUCAUGAGCAGUCUUCCAAAUGUUCUACACCAGAAGGGCAUGCGGAUAAUACCUGUGACCUUGGAAGUUGGGGAUUAUAUCCUCUCUCCAUUAAUAUGUGUGGAAAGGAAGAGUAUCCAAGAUCUUUUUGGAAGUUUUGCAUCAGGCCGCCUUUACCACCAAGCAGAAACAAUGGUGCGCUAUUAUAGGAUUCCUGUUCUUCUUAUUGAAUUUUCACAGGAUAAAAGCUUUUCAUUUCAGUCAGCAAGUGACAUUGGUGAUGAUGUCACGCCAAAUAAUAUUAUAUCCAAGCUGUCAUUGCUUGUUCUACAUUUUCCCCGCCUGCGAAUUGUCUGGUCUCGCAGUCUACAUGCCACUGCCGAGAUAUUUGCUUCGCUCAAGGCAAAUCAGGAUGAACCUGAUGAGACCAGGGCAAUCAGAGUAGGCAUCCCUACAGAAGAGGGCAUUGUGGAAAAUGAUGUGAGAGCUGAGAACUACAACACAUCUGCUGUUGAGUUCUUGAGACGACUCCCAGGUGUGACAGAUUCAAACUACAGGGCUAUAAUGGAUGGGUGUAAAAGCUUGGCAGAACUCGCCUUGCUCCCCAUGGAGAGGCUAGCUGAACUGAUGGGUGGUCAGAAGGCAGCUCGAACAUUGAGGGACUUUCUUGAUGCAAAGUAUCCGACCUUGUUAUAAGGUGAAUGAUUAAUCCCGAUAUUGUCGAAUGGAGGCAUCAUCAUAAUUUACUCAAUGCUGCAGAGGGAUCAGCACAAUGUCAUCCUCGCUGUAUUACUGCCAACAGUUUGGCAUCCAAGAUUUCAUAUAGACGACGAUGUAGAUAUAGAAAUGGUUAUUAAGCUUUGAUCUGCACUUUCAACAUUUGUAUUAUUGUUAUUGUUUCGAUUGUAAUUUUUCAAGCUAAAUAAAACAUUCGGCCUACCGUGUAUGUAACUAUUGGGAUCUUAGGGCUUUUAUUGGAUCAUGUUAGUACCAUUUUGUUGUGCCA